Molecule: messenger RNA, 570 nt
Organism: Coffea eugenioides
Lineage: Eukaryota; Viridiplantae; Streptophyta; Magnoliopsida; Gentianales; Rubiaceae
Exons: 1
Coding region: 1-570 (189 amino acids)
Source: RefSeq, a predicted model, not a curated record
AUGGAGGCACAGGCAACUAAAACAGUGCAGCUCAAGGAGAAGACAAGUAGCCAUAAUAGGAAGGAAAGUAUGUGGAAAAAGGUGUGGGGAACAAAUGUCAAGCACAAACUAAAGCAUUUUAUUUGGAGAUGUCUACAUAACUGUCUUCCAGUCAAUAACUUGGCGCACGGCAGAAAAGGAAAGUGGAACAACAUAUGCAAAAGCUGUGGAGAUGGGAUUGAAACUAUUGAGCAUCUGUUCUUUGAUUGUGAAUAUGCAAAGAAGAUCUGGAAACUCAGUCCAAUCAAUUGGGAUGGAUUAAUAGAUCUGCAGGCUUGCUUUUGGAGAUGGAGGGAAGGACUCUUAGAAGCAACUCAAAGAGUCAAUGGCAAGGAGCAUAUAGCAUUAACAAUUAAUCUCCUCUGGCAAAUAUGGAAGGCAAGGAACCAGAUUGCUUUCAAUAACGUAAAAGGGGAGGAAAUUUCAGGGGUAAGGAAAGCUCAACGAGAAUGGAUGGAAUUCAAGGAAGCUGUGGAACUAGAAAAUAGAGCUGGCAUUGAUGAAGCGACUCCAAAUCAGUAUGAUAGAUGA